AUGAAGAUGUACAAACUCAUGAAACUAAUAGUUCACGUAUUACUAUUGGUUUUAGCGUUGCAUGAGCACACCUCUAUCUCAGCCGUCCAUUUCAAACACAAUUCCAUCAGAGGAGUUGAGAUAGAUAUCCCAGUUUGGCGGCGAGAGCUUCGAAGCGGAGGAGGCGGUGGAGGAGGUCGUGGUGGUGGAGGCGGUGGAGGAGGCCGUGGUGGUGGUGGAGGCGGCAGCAGCGGUCGAGGCAGAGGUAGCGGUAGCACUGGGAAUGGAGGAUCUUCUAACAGCGGUGGCGGUGGCGGCCGUUCUGUAGGAAGCGGUGGUGGCUUCCUGAAACACCGUGGUCUUACCGGUGCUCUAAUAUCUAUCCUCUUCGUAAACUGUUUGAUUCUUAUACGUUAAAAUACGUAACUAUUUGUAUAUAUUAGUUUGAUGAUGAUGUCUUUAGUGCUGAAGUUUGAUUUAUUAUACAGUUAUACAGUUGUAAUUAUUUGGUCGUGCCUUCAACAUUCAAUUUCAGAUCAUAGAACAAAAGUU
Molecule: messenger RNA, 531 nt
Organism: Eutrema salsugineum
Lineage: Eukaryota; Viridiplantae; Streptophyta; Magnoliopsida; Brassicales; Brassicaceae
Product: putative glycine-rich cell wall structural protein 1
Exons: 1
Coding region: 1-396 (131 amino acids)
Source: RefSeq, a predicted model, not a curated record